Molecule: messenger RNA, 1680 nt
Organism: Metschnikowia bicuspidata var. bicuspidata NRRL YB-4993
Lineage: Eukaryota; Fungi; Ascomycota; Pichiomycetes; Serinales; Metschnikowiaceae
Gene: MTG1
Product: putative GTPase
Exons: 1
Coding region: 327-1433 (368 amino acids)
Cellular component (GO): mitochondrion
Molecular function (GO): GTP binding; GTPase activity
Source: RefSeq, a predicted model, not a curated record
CUCCUGGGAAUCUUGAGUUCCUUGUGAGAUAAUUCUCGCCAAAAAAACCCUAAUUCUUCAAAUGUGCGUGGAGCCACGCGGAUGUUUAUUGCGGGCUUCGGGCGCCAUUCCUGUCUCUGGCCCCGUUUCGCUCUGGCCUCUGGCCCUGUCUCGCUCUGGCCCUGUCGCGCCAUUCCAACACUAGGCCCCAUCGAUGCAUUGGUCUUUUUCAUUCACAUCUCUGGAACAUUGGUGCCAUAAAACACACCUGUGAGACCCGGUUUCGCGUGCUGUCCGUUGAUUUACAUUUGAGAAUUUUACGCUCCUCAACACCGUCCGGCUACACCAUGACAUUCGUGCCCCGGACGUCAUUCCCCGACUAUCGGCUCACGCUUGCCAGCUUCAAAGGCCACCACCAAAAAGCCCUCACCAAGUUCGGCCACUUGGCGCCGCAGAUCGACCUCAUUCUCGAGGUCCGGGAUUCGCGGGCCCCCGUAUCGACCACCAAUGUGCUCUUUGACCGGGUGCUCGCACGCAAGCAGAAAAUCAUCUUGUACAGCAAGAAGGACCUUUCGAUCAUGAAACCAGCGCUUCUCAGGAAGUGGCACCAGAACGAACCAUUUCUUUUUGUAGACACACGUAACCCGAAAGACGCCCGCCGGAUCCUCGACGCCGUGGGCGCUUUUUACAGCCAGAUGAAACCGCCGCCUCCUUUGGGGCUCCGGGCCAUGAUCAUCGGCAUGCCGAACGUGGGCAAAUCCACGUUGGUCAACACAUUGCGCUCCGUGGGCUACUCCUCGCAACUACCGACAGGCAUCAGCUCCAAGAAAAACAAGAAAGUGGCCCGCACAGGCGGCCAGCCGGGCGUCACCAGGAACACCAGUGAGAUCAUCCGUCUCAGCAGGGACCCCGACUUGCUUGUUUACGACACGCCGGGGGUGUUUCUUCCCACAGUGAAGGAUCCAGAGACCAUGCUUGCGUUGUCGCUUGUCGGGUGUAUCCAGGAGUCGUUUGUGGAUCCCGUGAUCCAGGCCGACUACUUGUUGUACGUGUUGAAUCUCCAGAGCAAGAAUGGCGAAGGCUACGCCGAGUUCAUGGACCGCCCCACCAACGACAUCCACGAGCUUCUUCACAACAUUGCCAAGAAAAAGGGCCGGGUUUCCCGGGACGGGUCGUGGGAUCAGUUGGGGAUGGCACAGCACUGGACCAACACGUGGCGCCAGGGGAAGCUGCGCAAAUUCAAGGGUCUUUUCGACGUGCCGGCCAUUUUGGAGGUCAGUUCCACAGAAAUGAAGCAGACCAUAGAGAGCGAGCUAGAGAGGUUGAAGGAUUCGGGCGUCCACACGCGUAUCAUCAACAGUCUCGGGGAAGACGGCACGGGGAACUCGAAGGCAAGAAACCGGACGGCCAAGGACCGCGAGUUUGAUAUUCGGAACCAGCUCUUCAAGUUGUAAAUAGAUUAAUUAACGGGAGGCCAUGUCGUAUGAUGAGCGGAAGACCGGCUGGUGAUGAGCGGAAGACCGGCUGGUGAUGAGCGGAAGACCGGCUGGUGAUGGACCGAAGGCCGGCUGGUUGAUACGCGGAAGACCAGGUCAUAGAGUGGCGGGCUUCCAGUCGGCCAUGUGCGCAGGGCCACACAUGCAAAAGCCCUGCUGUGUUCUGGGCAGUGUUCCGGGCCGUUCUCAGAACCCAAAAUCCGGG